Messenger RNA from Gavialis gangeticus (Gharial), 1131 nucleotides. RefSeq names its product Wnt family member 3 (gene WNT3). The record is from RefSeq and is a predicted model, not a curated record. The coding region runs from base 64 to 1131 and encodes 355 amino acids. Lineage: Eukaryota; Metazoa; Chordata; Crocodylia; Gavialidae. Gene Ontology annotation, molecular function: frizzled binding; cytokine activity. Gene Ontology annotation, biological process: canonical Wnt signaling pathway; cell fate commitment; multicellular organism development. Gene Ontology annotation, cellular component: extracellular region. The transcript has 4 exons.
UUUCACCCUUAAUGUUUUUCUGAAAACUUCACUCAGCUUUUUCCCUUGCACCAGCCUGGACUAAUGGAUUACCACCUGCUUGGAUUAAUUUUAUCUUUUCUCUUCAGUGGCACAAAGGUCUUAGCCGGUUACCCAAUUUGGUGGUCCCUUGCUUUAGGCCAGCAGUACACCUCCCUGGGAUCCCAGCCGAUCCUGUGCGGCUCCAUCCCAGGUCUGGUCCCCAAGCAGCUCCGCUUCUGCCGGAACUACAUCGAGAUCAUGCCCAGCGUGGCUGAGGGGGUGAAGCUGGGCAUCCAGGAAUGUCAGCACCAAUUCCGGGGCCGGCGCUGGAACUGCACCACCAUUGAUGACAGCUUGGCCAUCUUUGGGCCAGUUCUGGAUAAAGCCACACGAGAAUCUGCCUUUGUCCAUGCCAUUGCUUCAGCUGGUGUGGCCUUUGCUGUCACCCGCUCCUGUGCUGAGGGCACCUCCACCAUCUGCGGGUGCGACUCACACCACAAGGGACCUCCGGGUGAAGGCUGGAAAUGGGGUGGUUGCAGUGAAGAUGCUGACUUCGGCGUGCUGGUCUCCCGGGAGUUUGCAGAUGCCCGAGAGAACCGUCCAGAUGCCCGAUCUGCCAUGAACAGACACAACAAUGAAGCGGGCAGAACGACUAUCCUGGAUCACAUGCACCUAAAGUGCAAGUGUCAUGGCCUCUCAGGAAGCUGUGAGGUUAAGACCUGCUGGUGGGCACAGCCAGAUUUUCGGGCUAUUGGUGACUACCUGAAGGAUAAGUACGACAGUGCCUCAGAGAUGGUGGUGGAGAAACACCGGGAGUCCCGGGGCUGGGUGGAAACGCUGCGUGCCAAGUAUGCCCUUUUCAAGCCUCCAACAGAGCGGGACCUGGUUUACUAUGAGAACUCCCCCAACUUUUGUGAGCCCAACCCAGAGACUGGCUCGUUUGGGACACGGGACAGAACAUGCAAUGUCACUUCUCAUGGGAUCGAUGGCUGUGACUUGCUGUGCUGUGGACGUGGUCACAACACCAGGACUGAGAAGCGGAAAGAGAAGUGCCACUGCAUCUUCCACUGGUGCUGCUAUGUGAGCUGCCAGGAAUGCAUCCGGGUCUAUGAUGUUCAUACCUGCAAGUAA